UCAUUCGAAAACCUAAUAGCCUGCUGUAGCUGUCACAACAGAAAUCCCUCUGCCUUUAGAAAAUGCUGGAGUGCUUUUUUUCCAAAAGUGAAAAAACUCCAUGGACAAGAGCUAAACGGUGGUGGUGUAUUUUGACAAUGAUCCUGAUGUUGGGAACGUUUAUGUCAACUUUCUACAUUUCGAACCCCCAAGUGUCAUGGCCUUUAAAGUUUUGGACAAGGUUAAGGUCAAGCCAAUCUUACGACAAUGACAGCACUUCACCACCAGAGGGUCCUUCAGCGUACUUUGUGCCUUACCCACACAGGUAUCGAUUCAUAUUGGACGAACCCCAUAGAUGUUUGCAGGAAAGCCCAUUCUUAGUCCUUGUGAUUCCAGUCGCACCCCACAACAGAGAGGCCCGUGACACAAUCCGUAACACAUGGGGGAGAGAAACCACAGUGCUGGGUCAGGUCGUGAGCCACUACUUCCUGCUGGGACUGUCCAAAGAGGAAUACGGGACUGCAACCCCCAAGGAGCAAGUGAGCUGACUCAUUACAAGUUCCUGA
Notothenia coriiceps (black rockcod) is the source of this 545-nucleotide messenger RNA. RefSeq names its product beta-1,3-galactosyltransferase 1-like. The record is from RefSeq and is a predicted model, not a curated record. Bases 63 to 527 code for a protein of 154 amino acids. NCBI's taxonomy places the organism in Eukaryota, Metazoa, Chordata, Actinopteri, Perciformes, Nototheniidae. The transcript has 3 exons.